Messenger RNA from Lolium perenne, 430 nucleotides. RefSeq lists its product as uncharacterized. The record is from RefSeq and is a predicted model, not a curated record. Lineage: Eukaryota; Viridiplantae; Streptophyta; Magnoliopsida; Poales; Poaceae.
UCCACAUUGGAGAGCUCCACCGCAUCCUCAGGAUAGAGCUCCAUCGAUCGCCAUGUCCGGAGCGCAAGGCGCACAGCCCAAGGGCGCUUUCACGGCGACGACAUACAGCUCCGAGGCGGCAGCCAACAGCGCGGAGGAGCGCCGGCAGAAGCCGGCAAGGACAGUUCUAGGGUCGAGCGAGGACGAGCAUGGGUUGCCGGUGAAGAGGCUCGAGGACAAGGUGGAAGAUGCCACUGGGAAGGGCGGUCCGGUGUUCGGCGCCGGCAAAGAGGAAGGCAAACCCGACCUUGGCGUCACUGGCACCGGCGGAGGCUAACCCCUAAUUUAAUUAUGUGAAAUAGUGUACUGUUCAGCACAUGUAUGAAGCUUCAUACCGUGAAUCCGUGAUGUAAUAUCUAAGGAGUGGAACAAGACAAUAAGGUAAGCAAAA